Messenger RNA from Actinia tenebrosa (Australian red waratah sea anemone), 3818 nucleotides. RefSeq lists its product as uncharacterized. Gene Ontology annotation, biological process: protein ubiquitination. NCBI's taxonomy places the organism in Eukaryota, Metazoa, Cnidaria, Anthozoa, Actiniaria, Actiniidae. The record is from RefSeq and is a predicted model, not a curated record. Gene Ontology annotation, molecular function: ubiquitin protein ligase activity.
GACACAAGAUCUGAUAUUCAAACGGAGCAUCUCAUUGGCUUUCGAUGAAACUUAUCAGUAAACCUCUCUUGGCUCUUCAUCUGAGUUCAAAAUUUCUUCGAAAAUCUCAAUUAAAAUCCUCGAAGAUUGGCCAGGAGGAUUCGAUUUGAUCAGAGAGAGCGGAGAUAUAGUCUUUCUGACACAUAAUUCUUCUGGUAGCUCUGUGGGAAGGGUUUUCGAGAAUGCCAUGUGACGUCACAAUGCAAUUAGCGUGAUGUCAAGUGUCAACAAAAGAGAUGGAAGAGUCUCCAUUGAUUGAUUCUACAAAGCGGAACCGCCAUCCACAUGCAGUAGUGCAGUUCACGGUACAAACUCCUACCUUUGGUUGCUCGUAUUCCUUUUAGCCAAAAAUAAGACUCCCAAAACCCAAUUGUUGAGCGUGGAGACAUUUAUUUCAAGAUCGGAGAAGAAGAUUAAAGGAGUUUAGACGGGAAAACUUUGUUCAAAUUCUCUUUGAAGCUCUGCCUUGAACAUACAGCGAGGACAACGAAUAUAAAAGUAUGGCGAGCACAGCCCCAACACCUUCUACAUCUUUAGAUCAUCAAAUCUUGUCAUGUAAUGCAUAUUCUAAGAAUGAGGUUAAAUAUGGUUAUAGCCCAACAGUCAUAGACUUGACAGCAGAAACACCCCCUCCUCCUACCAUGGCUCACCAACCCCUUCGUCACAUGCCGCACCAUCAACAUCCUCAUUCAUCAGCAUUUCAUCGUGUCACUGGGCAACCAUAUGACAGCCAUGGGCCUGUACGAGGAUGUCCAUAUCUGCAUGCACAGACAUCAAGAGAACCACACCACCAUUCACAUUACAGAUCAAUCCACCGUGUCUCGAAUCCGUCAUACUGUCCAUCAAUGUCAUCAACGGUGCCUCUACAGCACCCUCCAGCACCUGCAACACCUCUUAUACUUGAUUCUGAUCAAAUACCUAACCAUGUUCGAACAGUCCCUAUUACGAGUUUUCCAAAUAGAUUGAUAGUUAAUAGUGUGCCGAUGGCCACGCCUACUUAUGUGCAGCCCCAACCAAGUGAGAAUCCAGAUUUGGAUGUUAACGCCAGCAACCAUCAACACUAUCAUCAUCAUUACCACCACCACCACCACCAUCACCAUCAUUUCGUCCAACCUCCGUAUCAAGUUCCACAGGCAGCCCAACCUCAGCCUUACCAUCCUCAUCCUUUCCCUUCAUCUCAGAUGCAUCAUAGACAUUAUCGAAGAUGGCAGAGCAAUCCUGAAUGGUCACAAUCAAUGAACCACCAUCAACAGCCGCCUACAGUACACUCUGCUAGAGUCCAGACGUACCCAGAUUUAUUAUACCAUCUAUUGUCUGUCAUGUCAAUGCAGCCUGUGCCGACAACACACCCAACGCCGCAGCCUGCAGUAUGGGAGGAGGCUUACCAACAGGAGAAUUAUGAGACUUUGUUGAAUCUUGCUGAACAAAUUGGAGAAGCAAAACCCAAAGGCUUAACAAGAGCAGAAAUAGACCAAUUACAAACAUUCCGUGUUACAGCGGAAUCAAAGAAGCAAAGUGAUGAUGGACGAUGUGUUGUGUGCUUGGCGGAUUUUGAUGAGAAACAGCUUAUAAGAAAACUGCCCUGUUCUCAUGACUACCAUACGAGAUGUAUCGAUAAAUGGCUAAAAUCAAACAGAACUUGUCCAAUCUGUCGUACCGAAGUCAAAGUUGGUGUCAAACAAACUGGUAAAUAAGAGAUGGAAUUACUGAAGGAAGAGCAAAGAUCAAAACAGGAGAUAUAAACAGAUAGGUGUUUGAGCCAAGAUAAUGGAAUCUAAAACAGUCGUAUUAAACACACCUUGUCAUUAAUAUUGCAAAUUUAAAGCUCUUGCAAUAAUUGGUUGUAAAUGUCUGAGGAAAUUGUGGAUUGACCACCUCACGUUUCUUAAAUCAGAAAAGUAACACUCGUUAUAACUCUAAAAGGAAAUGGAACCUUUAGGUUGAUCAAUUCUUUAUUUAACGGCAUAUUGUCCAGGUAAACAUAAGGUCCAAAAACCCAACAUUAAUCAAAUCAGAAAUGAUUUACCAUUGAAUAUGAGGGAGAUUGAUGAUUAUCAACUGUCUCAUUGUAAAUAAUAUGUAAAGUUUUUGUCAUAAAAUUGUCGUCAUACAUUUAAAGGUUUUUUAAUGUACAUCUAACAAAAAACUACAUUAAUGAUUAUAGAAUCUUGAAAUCAACAGUAAAAGUAAAUAUAAUCGAAUAAACAAAUAUGAAACGUUAUUUCUAUGGGCAUCGAGUAUGUACAUAAUGUUUACGUUGUACUAAACCUUACAAAAGAAUGUUAUAGGAUAUUUUUAUGGGAAUCAAAUAAUUAUUCUUUCUGCAUUUUGAGUGAUUUUUGCUUCACCGGUAGCUGUAUAUGAUAGUAAGUUUACUUUGCACAUGAAAUUAACCAAUAUACCCUUUUCGAGUUCCAAAUUACCGCUGUGUUUCUUGAUUACAGACUCAUUUACUCAGGUUUAGCCUCAAUUUUGUGAAGAAUAUUCACGUUUUCUAGUCAAGGUCCGUCAAGUUCCAAAGUGUUUGUAUUGUUGAAGUUGUGCAUUCUUUACUUUACCGUUGGUAUUUGCAAGUAAUUAGACACUGAUUCGAAGCCUGAGUAAAUGAGUCUGUAAUCGAGAAAGACAGCAGUAUUUUGGAACCCGAAACUGGACUAUUCUUACUAACCAUUCAAAUGGUUCUUAGAAUGUUUUUAGUCAAGCCAUGGGACAUAAGUGACUAACAGUCAAAGUAAAACAAAAUAAAACAAUGGAAUUAGCAUCUACUAGUAAUGUAGUAUGCUUACUCUUUUUUCAUAGGCCAAGUAAAAUCACUCCAAUCUAGACAUUAAUAGAAACAAAUUCUAUUGUUUUCAUUUGACAGUGACUAAAUUUAUUCAUAGAAGACAUAAAUUUGAUCUAAAUCGAUUCCAAUCUGAUUUUCUCCCAGCAGUUUUCAAUUGAAAUUUGUUUUACGCUUCCAAUAAUGAGUCAUUAAAGACUUUGCCCGAUCUUGUGAUGGCAGCCAUGAACAGAGCCACAACGGUAGCUUAGAAUAGAGCAGAUUCAAUUGUUCCUGCCUUCUGUCAUGGUUACGAUCAURAUGGAGCCAAUCUUAUAACUAGUCUUGUAUUGAUGGCAACUUGCAAUACUAAAAAUUUUCAGAAGUUUUACAAAUUUCUUUCCCUGCUAGCAGAGCCUGUUUUCCUUUUGUUUCGGUGGAGUGAGAAAAAUAGACUGCCGAUGUAGGACGUUAUACUUGUCAAGCCUGUGUGGUGUAACUUAGCAACGCUGUCAUGAUUUUGACAGCCGCUCGUCAAACAACGUUUGGCGCCAGGGUGUGUUACAUUUGCUCAUGCGUACUACAUGUGCCUGGUUAAAAACCAGUUUUAAAACUGGUUUUGUUCAUCCACGAUUGUGGACGGCAGUGUAUUGUUAAAGGAAAGGCUCUACAUUGGCAGAGUCUCCCUCCUCCCCGCCUAAAAGAAGGGAGAUAAAGAGGAGAGAGACUGCUAGCAGGGAACAAAUUUCUGUACAAUUAUCAACAAAGCAUAGUUCUACGAGUGAAGUAAAAAAUUAUAUUUAGACUCAACCAUCAAGUGACAAGUAAAAUGGACAUUUUGCUAAUGCAAUAUUAUCCUAAUAUAAAUUUAUUUUAUUGGAAUGAACUUAAAAGAAUUCCAAGUUUAGAACAAAAUUUCCAGGAAUUUCUUUGGUAGGGAGAAAUAUAUAUUCCAAUGUUUAAUAACAAUUAUUGUAUCUUUACAGCUACUAUUCGAUAAAAUAAAAUUUAUUCUUCA